Molecule: messenger RNA, 1163 nt
Organism: Schizophyllum commune H4-8
Lineage: Eukaryota; Fungi; Basidiomycota; Agaricomycetes; Agaricales; Schizophyllaceae
Product: Pkinase-domain-containing protein
Exons: 4
Coding region: 217-1056 (279 amino acids)
Biological process (GO): intracellular signal transduction; protein phosphorylation
Cellular component (GO): cytoplasm
Molecular function (GO): protein serine/threonine kinase activity; ATP binding
Source: RefSeq, a predicted model, not a curated record
ACGGAACGCCUUUACUACGGACGGACAUGAGGACUCUGGCGUGUUGACUCGGACCCGACUCGCCUCUGGCUGGUUUCUUGGAUUCUUCCUUGUGAUUUACUCUCGAAACGCGGAGGGACGCGCCUUGCUUUUGACCACCAACGACGACAUAACACGAGUCCCAAUUCUCGCACGAACAAGAGCUCAUCUAGAACUUGACGAACGAACACCCCCACGAUGCCAGGACACGCAGGCGGGAUCCCCGCCGCGGCGCUGGGGACGACGUACAUUGUGCUACAGGACCUCACAAAUCCGACGAGCGAUCCCCAUCUGAAGUUGGCCGUGCACUCAGAGACGGGGGACCAAGUCGCGCUGAAGUACAUCCGGAAGCGGGACCAGAAACAGCAAGACAGAGUGUGGAAGGAAGUGGAGAACACGUACCGCCUUAAACAUCCCCACAUCGCGCGCAUGUACGGCUGCAUCGACACCCCCAAGCACCUCGUCCUCGUCAUGGAAUACCUCGAAGGCGGCGAGCUCUUCCGCUACCUCAUCACCCGCGGCCGCCUCCCCGAGCCCAAAGCCCGCGCGCUCCUCGCCCAGCUCACGUCCGCCCUCGAGUACCUCCACGCCCGCACCCUCUGCCACCGCGACAUCAAGCCCGAGAACAUCAUGCUCGACGACGCGCGCCAGAUUAAGCUCGUCGACUUUGGCUUCAGCGCCAAGUUCCCCAGCGGGAGUAUGGCGCCGGGUGGGAGCAAGACGCUGACGGACAGCUGCGGGAGCCCAACGUAUGCGGCGCCCGAGAUCGUGAAGGGGGCGCCGUAUCGGGGGCCGGAGGUCGAUGUGUGGAGCGCGGGGGUGGUGUUGUAUGUCAUGUUAUGCGGGAGGCUGCCGUUUGAAGGGAAAGACUUGCAGGAGACGCUAGCAUUGAUAGAACGAGGAAAGUUCGCUCUCCCGAGCGUGCUCUCCGACGACGCGAAGAGCCUGCUCAGCGCCAUGUUGUGCCACGACCCGCAAGCGCGGAUCCCCACCUUCAAAAUCCGAGAUCAUCCCUUCCUGCAAGGGACGGUACCGUAAGUGCCGAAUGUCCUCGAGGGUGGUUGUGCUUUGACGAAGUCUCCUCCAGUGGCCCACCACCCACCAUGGCCAGCUCCGCGGGCCUCGCGACCCUCAAGGUCGCCUCA